This is a messenger RNA of Medicago truncatula (barrel medic), 1701 nucleotides long. RefSeq names its product probable receptor-like protein kinase At5g20050. The transcript has a single exon. The record is from RefSeq and is a predicted model, not a curated record. Lineage: Eukaryota; Viridiplantae; Streptophyta; Magnoliopsida; Fabales; Fabaceae. Bases 209 to 1546 code for a protein of 445 amino acids. Gene Ontology annotation, biological process: protein phosphorylation. Gene Ontology annotation, molecular function: ATP binding; protein kinase activity.
AUGGAAAAAUUGUCCAAAAUAAAUUAAUAUUCAAAUGCAAGUUACACGUUAUUUUCUACAAUCAUAAACUUUUUUUUUUUAUUUUUAUUUUAUUAAUUAACUCACCCACUCUGCACCUAUCAUAUUACAAAUCUGGAAGUAACACAAAGAGGGUGUCUCUUCUUUCAUCAUCAAACAAAACAAAUAACAAAAAAAAUGAAGUUUUGAUAUGGAAGACAGAAAAGUUCACACAAUCGCUGCUAUAUCAGUGAUAUCCUUAAUAAUAGUGAUCAUCAUUUGUCGUGUUUCCUUAAAACUCUCAAGAGCAUUCUUCUUAAUAUGCGGCGCAUCAAUCGCCGUAAUUCUCGCUGUUUUUUCAUGCAUACUCAUAAGACAACGUUACAACAAAAGAAGAAAAGUGUUAGAAUCACAGUUGAAAUCAGAAGGAAGAGAGCUUCGAAUAGAGUACAGUUUCUUAAGAAAAGUUGCAGGUAUACCAACAAAAUAUCGAUACAAAGAACUUGAAGAAGCAACGGAUAAUUUUCAAGCUAUCAUCGGUAAAGGGUCAUCAGCUUCAGUUUUCAAAGGCAUUUUGAAUGAUGGAACUUCAGUUGCUGUGAAAAGAAUUCAUGGUGAAGAAAGAGGUGAAAGAGAAUUUAGAUCAGAAGUUUCAGCUAUAGCUAGUGUUCAACAUGUUAAUCUUGUGAGACUUUUUGGUUAUUGUAAUUCUCCAACACCACCUAGGUAUCUUGUUUAUGAGUUUAUUCCAAAUGGUUCAUUGGAUUGUUGGAUUUUUCCUGUGAAGGAAACAAGGACACGUAGAUGUGGUUGUUUACCUUGGAAUUUAAGGUAUAAAGUUGCUAUUGAUGUUGCUAAAGCAUUGAGUUAUCUUCAUCAUGAUUGUAGAUCUACGGUUUUGCAUCUUGAUGUGAAGCCAGAGAAUAUACUUUUAGAUGAAAAUUAUAAAGCUUUAGUUUCUGAUUUUGGUCUUUCAAAACUUGUUGGAAAAGAUGAGAGUCAAGUUUUGACAACAAUAAGAGGAACUAGAGGCUAUUUAGCACCUGAAUGGUUAUUAGAACGUGGAAUAUCUGAGAAAACUGAUAUUUAUAGUUUUGGAAUGGUUUUGUUGGAGAUAGUAGGAGGUAGGAGAAAUGUUUCAAAAGUGGAGGAUCCUAGAGAUAACACUAAGAAAAAGUGGCAAUUUUUUCCUAAAAUUGUGAAUGAGAAAUUAAGAGAAGGGAAAUUGAUGGAAAUUGUGGAUCAAAGGGUAGUUGAUUUUGGAGGUGUUGAUGAGAAUGAGGUGAAAAGGUUGGUGUUUAUUGCUUUGUGGUGUAUACAAGAGAAGCCAAGGUUGAGGCCUAGUAUGGUUGAAGUUGUUGACAUGCUUGAAGGACGUGUGAGAGUGGAGGAGCCACCAGGGACUAGAAUGAUUCUUGUUGAUUUGUUAGCUGAUGAUGAAGAUCCUACAGAUCUUAAUAAUCUAGCAAGGUUAUUGACUCCUGUCUCUAGUAAUGUUGAGUGUACAUCUACUUACUCUUUAGGAUCCACUAUUUUUUCUGGUAGAUAGAUAACAAAUUUGGAUUCCUAAUAAUAGUUAUGAGAUUCCACAUUCAGAUGUUCAUUCUGUUUUAGAGGGUAGCUUCUUCAAUUGUAUAAAUUGGUACUUAGUUUUAUCAAUUUCAAUGAGGAAUUUAUAUAUGAACUUGAUUUUUUUUCUCUCUC